ACUCAUUGAAGUUGGUUUUUGAAGAGGGCCUCAAGAUGAUCCCGGAAGCCAAGUUCAUGUCCAAAGGAAUGAAGACCCUGAUUUAUGUUGCAAAGCUGGUCAAGUUUACCUACAAGGCAGGGGAUCGCAUUGGUGCCUUCAAGGCUUGGCUUAACCCAUGCGACGAUGACAUGGUCCCUGAAGACUUUGCGAAAGUCUUUGAUACUUUGACGAGUGUCGCUGAUGACGUCGUCAAGUUCACAAAGCCUACGAAAUUUAAGGAGGGUAGCGGAAAGAAGGGAGACGCUGGAUAUCCCUGAAAGUGAUGUGGGAUCUAGAAUGCACGUAAAAGAAGCCUCC
Messenger RNA from Colletotrichum godetiae, 339 nucleotides. RefSeq lists its product as uncharacterized. Lineage: Eukaryota; Fungi; Ascomycota; Sordariomycetes; Glomerellales; Glomerellaceae. The transcript has 2 exons. Bases 36 to 299 code for a protein of 87 amino acids. The record is from RefSeq and is a predicted model, not a curated record.